ACUGGACAAAAUACGCGUCUUUUAACAUCUAAGGGUUUUUUUCCUAAGUAAAUGUAAGAGAACUCCAGAAGUGAAUCUGGCUGGAUUUUGCUGGUUGGAUAGAAAAAGUUCCUUCACCCCUAAAUCCCAGGUGCAUACAAAGCAAAGGUCAGGAUUGUUUACCAGUAGAGGAGCAUGCCUUUAUUCCCAGCCCUGAGCUGUGCCACAGUCCAACUCUCCAACGCCCUGGAAAUCCCAAUUCUUGGAUUAGGUACUUCUCAUAAUGGCGGAUACUCCCAUGAUGCCGUUGUGUACGCUCUCACUGAGUGUGGCAUUCGACACCUUGACACAGCAAAGCACUACGGCUGUGAGGAGAAGCUGGGCGAAGCUAUCAAAGAGAGCGGGCUCCUACGAAGUGAUCUGUGGCUCACCAAUAAACUCUGGCCUGGGGACUAUGGAUACAAAGCUGCAAAAAAAGCCUGCCUGGACUCCUGCACAGCAAUGGGGGUUGAAUAUUUUGAUCUGUACCUGAUGCACUGGCCUGAGUCAUUAAAAGUCGGCAGUUCUAACAGAGAGAUUAGAGCUGAGACGUGGAGAGCUCUGGAGGAUCUCUAUAAAGAAGGGGUUUGUCAUGCCAUUGGGGUGAGCAACUUUCUGGUCCGCCACCUGGAGCAGCUGAAGGAAGACUGCAAUGUGGUGCCACAUGUUAACCAGGUGGAGUAUCAUCCUUUCCAACAGCCAAAUCGUUUGAUGGAAUACUGUCAGAAGGAUGGGAUAGUGUUUGAAGGCUACAGUCCCCUGGCUAAGGGUCAAGUCCUCAGCGAUCCUGUUGUACAACAAAUAGCAAAAAAACACAGACGAACAGCAGCUCAGAUUUGCAUUCGUUGGAGCAUUCAGAAUGGAGUUGUCACUAUACCAAAGUCCAUCAAAAAGAACAGGAUACAGGAAAACUGUCAAGUGUUUGGGUUCCAGCUAGACGAGGAAGACAUGGUCGCUUUAGGAAAUUUACAUGACGGACGGCACGUAACUUGGGAUCCCACAAAUGUGGAAUAAAAUGUGCUGAGAAACAAAAGGAAAACAAAUCUCGGUAAUAGCUUUGAUUGUGAUUUGCUGAGUGAAGAGGGGUUUUUUUUUUUUUUUUGUAUCAUGUGCAAAAGUUUAGGCAGACAGUGAUGUGAAGUCCUUUCAAGUAACUUCACCGGACAAACCACCUGGUAACUCUUAGUGUGAUCAUCGUAGAUUUGACAGAUUUUUGUAGUUUUAGCACCAAAUUAAGAUAGGCUUUAAAGGGUUUAAUAUUUAAAACUGAUGAUGAAUAUACUUGCAUUUUUUAAUGUUUUUAUUUCCUGCUGGUUAUCUACAAUUAUAUAUUUGUUGUCACCAAAUUAACAAAAUUUUAGACCAAAUCUUAAUUAUGGGCUUAAAUUUAAUGUAAGGACACAGGGGCGUUUUUAGGGUCUUGAAACAUUGGGGGCUUUAGCCCAGACCCAAAAUAUUUUAAUUUUCAUAGGACAGCAGCCAAGUCAUUUAAAGUUAAAAUAAGAUAGGACAUGUUGUACCAGUUCUAUGUCUAGGCCAGGUUUUGAUUGAAUGUAAAUUAUUUUGAGUCAAACAAAGAAGGUUUACAAUAAUUGUUCUUGGGUUUUUAUUCUCAUCUUUGUUAGAAGCUGAAUGAAGGAGAAACAGAGUUUAGGAUUGAUUAAAAACAUUUUGCAGAUAAUGACAGAUUUUGUUGUAUUGAGAAGUUUUUUUUGCUGACAAAAUGUGUUCUUAAACUCAGAGAUAUUUAUUAUGGGCCAAAUAAAUGUGCUUCUUUUCUCAUCUAUGUAAAUAACCUUUUUAAACAAACUCCUGUGGCUCAAUGGUCUUAAUUUGUUACAUUUCAAAAAAGGAAAUUGGUAUAAAUUUGAUUCAUUUAAAACUUAGUCAAACGGUAAGAUCCUUAAAACACAUUUAAUUAUGCGGAGAGCUUUCCAAACAUUUCAUUAAAAUUGUUCCUUCAUUCAUGAA
This is a messenger RNA of Girardinichthys multiradiatus, 1989 nucleotides long. RefSeq lists its product as uncharacterized. The record is from RefSeq and is a predicted model, not a curated record. Lineage: Eukaryota; Metazoa; Chordata; Actinopteri; Cyprinodontiformes; Goodeidae. Bases 175 to 1032 code for a protein of 285 amino acids. Gene Ontology annotation, molecular function: oxidoreductase activity. The transcript is spliced from 8 exons.